Messenger RNA from Carcharodon carcharias (great white shark), 2846 nucleotides. RefSeq names its product inositol polyphosphate-5-phosphatase A-like. Gene Ontology annotation, biological process: phosphatidylinositol dephosphorylation. The record is from RefSeq and is a predicted model, not a curated record. Gene Ontology annotation, molecular function: inositol-polyphosphate 5-phosphatase activity. The coding region runs from base 459 to 1439 and encodes 326 amino acids. The transcript has 16 exons. Lineage: Eukaryota; Metazoa; Chordata; Chondrichthyes; Lamniformes; Lamnidae.
GACUCGGGAAUAUAUCGGCCGUUCCUGUACUGUCACUGGGUCCAAAAUCCUGAAACUCCCUCCCCCUGGCAGCUCUCAUGUCGCAAAACCACGGCAAGGCAUUCAGAAUGAGAGCGGCGGCCACAGUGAAUCUGAGUCAAAACCUCACUGGGUUGAUCUGUGAGGAGCUAGGCCAUAAUCUUUGCUACUUCGCACGUUUCAGCUGUGGUUAGAUAAACUGAGACCGUUGACUCUACAAAAUUGGCUCAAAAGGAGCCAAAGGCCUGAACAUGUUCAUUGCUUAAGGGUUCUCGUUCCGUUGCCCUGGUUACCAAUGCUUUUGGCCUGACUUCAGUCAUGGGUUGGAAGGUUUGCAAAUCAUCUGGCUUCAGGAAUUUUACCAGGUUGUGAGCAAGUACAGGCCUCACUUCCUGGCUGUUCAUUGCCAGGAGAUCGGAGGCAAGGACUAUGAGACGGGCAUGGUUCACGUGGACAAGUUUGUAAUCAACAUCCUUUCGAGCAAGGAGAUGAGAGAGUACGACCGGGUGCGGGUGUACAUUGACGAGGAUUUCACUGCUCACAACCACUUCACUGCCCUGGGCAGUAUGUACUUCCUACAUGAAUCAAUUCAAGCCAUUUACCAGUUUGAUUUUAAAGCUCAGAACUACAAGGAAGUGGUUGGCAAAGAGGUCCACACAACAUGUCUACAGAACAACAGCAUGAUUGAGAAAGAAAGGUUUGCCCAGGACUUCUGGCCUGAGUUUAAAUGGUCUCGGAAAGGCUACAUACGGACCAGGUGGAGACUGCAGAAUCGCACCUUUGACCUGGUGAACAUUCACCUCUUCCACGACGCCUCCAAUCUCAUCGCCUGGAAGAGUCCCUCCACAUUCCCAGGGAACAGACGUAAGGCACUGGGACAUGUCCUCAGUAGGAUUACGGACGCUCGCUAUGAGAAGGUGCCCUUCUUAAUUUUCGGAGACUUCAACGUGCGUCUGGACACACAGAGAGUGGUCGAGACUCUAUGUAGCACAGCCUCUGUGGAGACCAUACUGAACGGUGAUGCGGAGGACGUGAAGAAGGUUAUCUUUCAGGAGCAAGGCAAUGACCAUAAGGUGCUGUUGAGGAUCGAGUCCAAAACCUUCGACUAUUUUGAUCAGGAUGUUUUCCGACAAAACAAUGGGAAAGCCCUUUUAGAGUUCGACAGGGAGUUGGCUACGUUCUUCGAUGAAAUCUGCGAGCUGGACAUCGAGUUCCCUCCGAGUUACCCAUACAGUGAAGUCAACACUGAGGGAACGCAGUAUGCAAACACUCGCUGCCCAGCUUGGUGUGACCGCAUCCUCAUGUCUCCCUCCGCCAAUGAAGUCGUGAUAAAGGGGAGAUAUGUUUACGACCUCAUGGGGCUUUCAGUCUGUAUGGGUGACCAUAAGCCCGUGUUCCUGUACUUUCAGCUCACAGAUUGAAAAGUAAUGGGGGCAACUGAGGCUCCAUCAGCACCGGAAGCUGCGAUCAUCGGCCACUCGUCAGCGACCAACACUUGCCCCGUCUGAACUCAAGCCCGAACAGCUCAAGAGCCAACGAUUGCAGAGUCUCGCCCUCGAGUCCUUGACCAACCUCCCCACAGGUCCCUGGGGCCUCGCCCUGGGAUCGACUGGCAUUCAGGAGGCCGUGGCCACUUCCUGCCUCUCGAAGGCCUCAGUGCCCGACGAAUCCCUCCUCAACGUUUCAGCCUUUGUACAGCACAGAGUUACAAAGCAGCUCGGUGUAGGAAAUGCGGCAUGCACAUGAGCUUUAUUUAUCAAAGUUUCAUCUUGCUGUCCGGGGUAGCUGUUUGUCCAGGCCGCGAACCUUUCCAAAUCCUGCUUCGCGGCUGAACUCCCAGCCCUGUGGGAUGACACCCCUGUUGACUGAGGAUGACCUUUACCUGCAAUCGGUGGCUUCCCUGUUGUCUUGACUCGUGCCAAGGGCAGGUGAGGGGUGGUGGAAGAGGUUUGACGUGACGCUGAUGAGUCACACCGUCAGGACCUCACCCUCCAGCAACGAUCUAGGCAAACCCACCUAGCCAUGGAAGCCGAGCUCUAAUAACAUGGCCAACGCCCUGUUGGUGAACUGGGCCUUGUUUCUGUAGCCUGUCUCUCUUAUCAUCUCUUGCACAGUUUUUUUUUUAGUCUUUAUUCCCUCAUGAGACGUCAGCAUCACUGGCAGGUCCGGCCUUUGUUGCCCAUCCCUAAUUGAACCAAGUGGCUUGCUAGGCCCAUUUGGGCUGUGGGUCUGGAGUCACAUGUAGGCCAAGCUAGGUAAGGAUGGGAGAUUUCCCUUCCCUGGAGGACAUUAGAGAGCCAGACAGGAGUUUACGACAAUCGAUGAUAGGUUUAUUACUAAUUAAUUUAUUAUUAAUUGUUUAAAUUGAAUUGAAUUAAGUUAAUUAAUUUCAAUAAUUAAUUAUUAUUGGGUGCUAAAUUAAUUAAUAAUAAUAAAUAAUAAUUGAGUUCCUACUUUGAAUAAUUAAUUACUUUGAAUAAUUAAUUGAUUUAAUUGAACUGAAUUUAAAUUCCACCAGCUGCCGUGACAGGAUUUGAACCCAUGGAGCUCCGGGUUACACAGUAAUAUUGCCACCGCGCCACUGUUUCCCCAUACUGUCAACCCCACAUUCCAGGAAAGCUCUCCUCGUAGGCUUCCUCCACUCCAUUCGUGGCGGCCAGUUUUAACCGUGUACCCUAUCUCCCGGACCCUUUUUCUCACCAGCCUCUCCCGCGUUUUCCGAUGGGGAUCUCCCCUCGCUGCCCUCUGAUCCUGGCACCUCUGAUUUCCAAACACUCGCCUCCUCCUGCCCCACCCUCCCUAUCACAGAUCGCACCCCCUCCACAACC